CGAGGCCGGGGAAACUUGACUGCGGGGAGAAGUGGGAUCGCAGGCAGGAGGCGUCCCCAGCCCCGCAGGCCGGGUGGGAACAGGACUGGAGACUGAUGCAUGAGGGGCCCACGGAGGCGCAGGAGCGGUGGUGAUGGUUUGGGAAGCGGAGCUGAAGUGCACUGGGCUUUGGUGAGGCGUGACAGUUUAUCAUGACGGUGUUCAGGCAGGAGAACGUGGAUGAUUACUACGACACCGGCGAGGAACUUGGCAGCGGGCAGUUUGCAGUGGUGAAGAAAUGCCGUGAGAAAAGCACCGGGCUACAGUAUGCCGCCAAGUUCAUCAAGAAGAGGAGGACCAAGUCCAGCCGGCGGGGCGUGAGCCGCGAGGACAUCGAGCGGGAGGUGGGCAUCCUGAAGGAGAUCCAGCACCCCAACGUCAUCACCCUGCACGAGGUCUACGAGAGCAAGACGGACGUCGUGCUGAUCCUGGAGCUCGUCGCAGGCGGUGAGCUGUUUGACUUCUUGGCCGAAAAGGAAUCUUUGACUGAAGAGGAAGCAACCGAAUUUCUCAAACAAAUUCUGAAUGGUGUUUACUACCUGCACUCCCUCCAGAUUGCCCACUUUGAUCUGAAGCCCGAAAACAUAAUGCUUUUGGAUAGAAAUGUCCCCAAACCUCGGAUCAAGAUCAUCGACUUUGGGUUGGCCCAUAAAAUUGACUUUGGAAAUGAAUUCAAAAACAUAUUUGGGACACCAGAGUUUGUUGCUCCUGAGAUAGUCAACUAUGAACCUCUUGGUCUCGAGGCAGAUAUGUGGAGUAUUGGGGUAAUAACCUAUAUUCUCCUAAGUGGGGCCUCCCCAUUUCUUGGAGACAGUAAGCAAGAAACGUUAGCAAAUGUAUCUGCCGUCAACUACGAAUUUGAGGAAGAAUACUUCAGUAAUACCAGUGCCCUAGCCAAAGAUUUCAUAAGAAGACUCCUCGUCAAAGAUCCAAAGAAGAGAAUGACAAUUCAAGAUAGUUUGCAGCAUCCCUGGAUCAAGCCUAAAGAUACCCAACAAGCACUUAGUAGAAAAGCAUCGGCAGUAAACAUGGAGAAAUUCAAGAAGUUCGCAGCCCGGAAAAAAUGGAAACAAUCCGUUCGCUUGAUAUCACUGUGCCAAAGAUUAUCCAGGUCAUUCUUGUCCAGAAGUAACAUGAGUGUUGCCAGAAGCGAUGAUACUCUGGAUGAGGAGGACUCCUUUGUGAUGAAAGCCAUCAUCCAUGCCAUCAACGAUGACAACGUCCCAGGCCUGCAGCACCUCCUGGGCUCGUUGUCCAGCUACGAUGUUAACCAGCCCAACAAGCAUGGGACACCUCCGUUACUCAUUGCUGCUGGCUGUGGGAAUAUUCAAAUACUACAGUUGCUCAUUAAAAGAGGCUCAAGAAUUGAUGUCCAGGAUAAGGGUGGAUCCAAUGCCAUCUACUGGGCCUCUCGGCAUGGCCACGUAGAUACCUUGAAGUUUCUCAGUGAGAACAAAUGCCCUUUGGAUGUUAAAGACAAGUCUGGAGAGACAGCCCUCCACGUGGCAGCGCGCUACGGCCACGCCGACGUGGUUCAGUUACUGUGCAGCUUCGGCUCUCACCCUGAUUUCCAGGACAAGGAGGAAGAAACCCCCCUGCACUGUGCCGCCUGGCAUGGCUAUUAUUCUGUGGCCAAAGCCCUCUGUGAGGCUGGCUGUAACGUGAACAUCAAGAACCGAGAAGGAGAGACGCCGCUCCUGACAGCCUCCGCCAGGGGCUACCACGACAUCGUGGAGUGUCUGGCUGAACACGGAGCCGACCUAAAUGCCUCUGACAAGGAUGGACACGUUGCUCUGCAUCUUGCUGUAAGACGAUGUCAGAUGGAGGUCAUCCAGACUCUCAUCAGCCAGGGAUGUCUCGUGGAUUUCCAAGACAGGCACGGCAACACCCCCCUCCACGUGGCCUGCAAAGAUGGCAACGUGCCGAUUGUGGUGGCCCUCUGUGAAGCAAACUGCAGUCUGGAUAUCUCAAACAAGUAUGGACGAACACCUCUACACCUGGCAGCCAACAAUGGGAUUCUGGACGUGGUCCGCUACCUCUGUCUGACAGGCGCCAACGUGGAGGCGCUGACCUCGGAUGGAAAGACGGCAGAAGAUCUUGCUAAAUCGGAACAGCAUGAACAUGUAGCAGGUCUCCUUGCAAGACUCCGAAAGGAUACGCACCGAGGACUCUUCAUCCAGCAGCUGCGACCCACGCAGAACCUCCAGCCACGAAUCAAACUGAAGCUGUUUGGCCACUCGGGGUCUGGGAAAACCGCUCUGGUGGAAUCUCUCAAGUGUGGGCUGCUGAGGAGCUUCUUCCGAAGGCGCCGGCCCCGGCUCUCCUCCACCAGCUCCACCAGGUUCCCGCCCUCGCCCCUGGCUUCCAGGCCUGCAGUCUCCGUGAGCAUCAACAACCUGUACCCGGGCUGCGAGAACGUGAGCGUGCGGAGCCGCAGCAUGAUGUUCGAGCCGGGCCUCACCAAAGGGAUGCUGGAGGUGUUCGUGGCCCCGUCCCACCACCCGCACUGCUCUGCUGAUGACCAGUCCACCAAAGCCAUUGACAUCCAGAACGCCUAUUUGAACGGAGUUGGCGAUUUCAGUGUGUGGGAGUUCUCUGGAAAUCCUGUAUACUUCUGCUGUUAUGACUAUUUUGCUGCAAAUGAUCCCACGUCGAUCCAUGUCAUCGUUUUUAGUCUAGAAGAACCCUAUGAGAUCCAGCUGAACCAAGUGAUUUUCUGGCUCAGUUUCCUGAAGUCUCUUGUGCCAGUUGAAGAACCCAUAGCUUUCGGUGGCAAGCUGAAGAACCCACUCCGAGUGGUCCUGGUGGCCACGCACGCCGACAUCAUGAAUGUUCCUCGUCCAGCGGGAGGCGAGUUUGGAUAUGACAAAGACGCGUCGUUGCUGAAGGAGAUCAGGAACAGGUUUGGGAACGAUCUCCACAUUUCAAAUAAGCUGUUUGUUCUGGACGCCGGGGCUUCUGGGUCUAAGGACAUGAAGGUACUUCGAAAUCACCUGCAAGAAAUACGGAGCCAGAUUGUUUCGGUCUGCCCUCCAAUGACGCACCUGUGUGAGAAAAUCAUCUCCACACUGCCUUCCUGGAGGAAGCUCAACGGGCCUAACCAGCUGAUGUCGCUGCAGCAGUUCGUGUAUGACGUGCAGGACCAGCUGAACCCCCUGGCCAGUCAGGAGGACCUCAGGCACGUAGCCCAGCAGCUGCACAGUGCUGGCGAGAUCAACAUCAUGCAGAGUGAAACAGUCCAGGACGUGCUGCUCCUGGACCCCCGCUGGCUCUGCACCAACGUCCUGGGGAAGCUGCUCUCCAUCGAGACCCCACGGGCCCUGCACCAUUACCGGGGCCGCUACACCAUGGAGGACGUGCAGCGCCUGGUGCCCGACAGCGACGUGGAGGAGCUGCUGCAGAUCCUAGAUGCCAUGGACAUCUGCGCCCGGGACCUCAGCAGCGGGACCAUGGUGGACAUCCCUGCCCUGAUCAAGACAGACAACCUGCACCGCUCCUGGACAGACGAGGAGGAUGAGGUGAUGGUCUACGGUGGCGUGCGCGUCGUCCCCGUGGAGCACCUCACCCCCUACCCGUGUGGCAUCUUUCACAAGGUCCAGGUGAACCUCUGCCGGUGGAUCCACCAGCAGAACGCCGAGGGAGAUGCCGACAUCCGCCUGUGGGUGAACGGCUGCAAGAUUGCCAACCGUGGGGCCGACCUGCUGGUGCUCCUGGUCAACCAUGGCCAGGGCAUCGAGGUCCAAGUGCGUGGUCUGGAGACAGAAAAGAUCAAGUGCUGCCUCCUGCUGGACUCGGUGUGCAGCACCAUCGAGAACGUCAUGGCCACCACACUGCCAGGGCUGUUGACGGUGAAGCAUUACCUGAGCCCCCAGCAGCUGAGGGAGCACCAUGAGCCAGUCAUGAUCUACCAGCCGAGGGACUUCUUCCGGGCGCAGACCCUGAAGGAGACCUCGCUGACCAACACCAUGGCUGGGUACAAGGAAAGCUUCAGCAGCAUCCUGUGCUUCGGCUGUCACGAUGUCUACGCGCAGGCCAGCCUGGGGAUGGACAUCCAUGCGUCAGACCUGAACCUCCUGACUCGGAGGAAACUCAGUCGCCUGCUGGACCCGCCCGAUCCCAUGGGGAAGGACUGGUGCCUUCUUGCCAUGAACUUGGGCCUCCCCGACCUUGUGGCAAAGUACAACACCAAUAAUGGGUCUCCCCAGGAGUUCCUCCCAAGCCCGAUCCACGCCCUGCUCCAGGAAUGGACCUCCUACCCCGAGAGCACGGUCGGCACCCUCAUGUCCAAACUGCGGGAGCUGGGGCGCCGGGAUGCGGCCGACUUUCUACUGAAGGCAUCUUCUGUGUUCAAAAUCAACCUCGACGGCAGUGGCCAGGAGGCCUACGCCUCAAGCUGCAACAGUGGCACAUCUUAUAAUUCCAUUAGCUCGGUCGUGUCCCGGUGAGGGCAGCCUUUGUUUUGGGCAGGGUCUCUUCAGACUGCAGAAGCAAGGGGGAUGCAGCCCAUCUUUCCCGUCGGAGAUUCUGGGUGCAUCCAUUC
Messenger RNA from Ceratotherium simum simum (southern white rhinoceros), 4579 nucleotides. NCBI's taxonomy places the organism in Eukaryota, Metazoa, Chordata, Mammalia, Perissodactyla, Rhinocerotidae. The record is from RefSeq and is a predicted model, not a curated record.